Sus scrofa (pig) is the source of this 1081-nucleotide messenger RNA. Lineage: Eukaryota; Metazoa; Chordata; Mammalia; Artiodactyla; Suidae. The record is from RefSeq and is a predicted model, not a curated record.
CUGCUAUUUUAAUUUCUUUUCUUCACUCUUCACAUUAGUUGUAUAAAGGAACCCACUAGCACAGACAAGAUCCAAGUGCUGUCCAUCUCAGGAGUUCAGAGUAAUGAAUACUAUUCAUGCGGAUUCCUUUCUUCUAGACAUCAGGACCAGAAUGAACUGCAGCAAGAACCCUGACUUUGUCCUGUCAGGGCUGCUGAGUGACCCAGACAAACGACAGUUCCUCUUCAGUCUCUUCAUGGCCCUCUACUUGUUGGGUCUCUUGGGAAACUUGCUACUUCUGCUGGCUAUUGGUGCUGACAUCCGCCUCCACACCCCCAUGUAAUUCUUCCUCAGUCAGCUCUCUCUGGUCGAUCUCUGCUUCACUACCACCACAGCCCCCAAAAUGCUGGAAGCUUUAUGGACCAACAAUGGAUCAAUCACAUUCUCUGAAUGUCUGGCACAAUUAUAUUUCUUUGCUGUUUUUGCUGAUAUGGACAACCUGCUUUUGACUGUCAUGGCUAUCGACCGCUAUGCUGCCGUCUGCCAUCCUCUGCACUAUCCACUCAUAAUGACUCUUGGCAGAUGUGGACUGCUGGUGGGUGGGUCAUGGGGGGUGGCCCUCUCUGUUUCUCUUGUCCAUGCCCUCUUGCUAUCCCAACUAGCAUUCUAUACUCAUCAAGAGAUUCCCCACUUUUUCUGUGAUUUUGGCCCACUCUUUCAACUUUCUUGUUCUGAUGCCCACCUCAAUGAGAACCUGAUGAUGGUUCUGGCAGGACUUUUAGGAAUCAGCCCUCUCCUCUGCACCGUAAGUUCUUAUGUUCAUAUUUUACAUGCUGUAGCUAAGGCUCCAUCAGCACAGGGGAAAAAGAAAGCCCUGGUCACAUGCAGCUCCCACCUCUCCGUGGUCAUCCUCUUCUACAGCACGGUCUUUGCCACCUACCUGAAGCCCCCAUCCACCUCUCACUCCUCUGGGGAGCUGGUUGCUGCUGUCAUGUAUACCCUGGUAACUCCCACUCUCAAUCCUUUUAUUUACAGUCUGAGAAAUAAGGAUGUGAAGAGUUCACUAAAAAGGGUUUGGGGCAUAGAGAGCUCUUGGGAUUAG